AUGACUCUGCUUUCGGCGAAGGCGUUCGGCGCCACCGAAGUGGCCAUCACUGAUGUUAUGGACAGCAGACUGGCGAUCGCAAAGGAAAUCGGAGCUGAUUUGACAAUAAAUGUGAAGGACAAAAGCCCAGAUGAUGUUAUCAGCAUACUGAAAGAUAAAUUCGGAGAACUACCAGAAACAGCUGUCGAAUGUGUUGGUUUUCCAGAAAGCGUCGAACUGUCUAUCAGGGUAAGGCUUUACUCACUUUUUGUAAAUAGUCUCGUUACGUCAACUCUACAUUCUGAUUUUACCGGCCACCAUUUUUUCCGUUUUUAA
Messenger RNA from Gongylonema pulchrum, 315 nucleotides. The record is from the annotation of a GenBank genome assembly. Lineage: Eukaryota; Metazoa; Nematoda; Chromadorea; Rhabditida; Gongylonematidae.